AUGCGUUUCACAAUUCUGCCCGUCGUCGCCAUGGCUGCCCUGGCUGCAGCGUUCCCAUCUGGCUCAGGUUCCAACCUCCUGGCCAAAAGAUCGAGCUGUGAAGCCACGACCAAGGUUGAAUUCCACUUCAAUGACACCACCAUCGGCACACUGGAUUCCUGCACCACAGAUGUCACAAACCGAGGCGGUGACGCCGUGCCAAAGCUCCGCCGAGACGACAACACCACGUGCGUGGAUGGCCCGUCGACAGACUACACCGUCGUGUCCGGGGAUACGCUCGAGAAGAUCGCGCUCCAGUUCGACUCGGGAGUCUGCAACAUCGCCACGGCCAACGGCCUGACCAAUCCCGACUUUAUCCUCGCCGGCCAGGUCCUGGCCGUCCCGACCGAGGUGUGCGAGGCCGAGGUGGACAACCAGAGUUGCCGGACCGCAGCCGGCACAGCCACCUGUGUCUCUGCAAGUGCCGGAGUGUCUGACACCUACACCAUUGUCAGCGGGGACACUUUUUUCCUCAUCUCCUCGAGACUGGGAAUCACUUUGGACUCGUUGGUCGCUGCCAACCCAGGUGUGGAUGCGAGUGCCUUGGAGAUCGGCCAGGUCAUCAACAUUCCCAUCUGUUCCACCUAA
Molecule: messenger RNA, 627 nt
Organism: Diaporthe citri
Lineage: Eukaryota; Fungi; Ascomycota; Sordariomycetes; Diaporthales; Diaporthaceae
Exons: 1
Coding region: 1-627 (208 amino acids)
Source: RefSeq, a predicted model, not a curated record